Echinostoma caproni is the source of this 336-nucleotide messenger RNA. NCBI's taxonomy places the organism in Eukaryota, Metazoa, Platyhelminthes, Trematoda, Plagiorchiida, Echinostomatidae. The record is from the annotation of a GenBank genome assembly.
AUGGAAUAUGGGAAGCAAUUCAACGCACGGCACCAAUACGACGGUGAGGGCGGGCGAAGUUUUGUGCGGGAAUUGCGCCGACUAGCCAGCAGGGCAUGGGAAAAUGAUAUGCCCGCGGAACUGGAGAAGCUGCUGGAGCAACUAGUCGAGGGGUCCAGAUCCAAUAACGUACGACGUCAUCUGCUCUUGCACCCACUAGAGGACUUUGAGAUGGCUGUCAAACGCGUAGAAGAUCUGGAGAAGCUGGAGGCGGUCACAGCAGCACCCCAAGAAUACCUAGCAGUGGGACACUAUGGGGCACAAGAAGUCGGACACCAAGCGUGGCAGAGAGGCUGA